Molecule: messenger RNA, 1020 nt
Organism: Vittaforma corneae ATCC 50505
Lineage: Eukaryota; Fungi; Microsporidia; Nosematidae
Exons: 1
Coding region: 1-1020 (339 amino acids)
Source: RefSeq, a predicted model, not a curated record
AUGAAAUUUAACUCAACAAAAACUAUUAUAUCAAUCUUUUCUCUAUUGAAGCUAGCCGACUUGAGACUACCAGAAUCAUCUAGAUCCGACACAUACAGACCAACAUUCUCAGCGAGCAGUGUCCCAUAUGAUAGUCAGAAGGUUUCAGUACACGAUGCCGAAGACCUUGAAGAGGACUAUGACAGCAGUGAAAAUCAAAGUUAUCCCAUCAGAAGUGACAGUAACAAAGCAGCAUGCAGUCAGGCCAAUGUUCCUUGCAUUACAUCAUACAACAUUAAUAUUUUCUCUGUUCUUUCAGAACAACUGAGUUUUGCCAUUAUCAGAGAUCUUCUCAACGACGAGGAUUUUGUUUAUGUUCUUAGAGAACUAACUAAGCACAUGUCCUACAACAGAGCGGAGAUAGACUCGGCUAUUGAUGAAAUUUCCUCGAGAAUAACACUCAAGGAUAUUCGAGAUCUUUUCUCGCAGAACAUCAAUGGGGAGCGUGUUCCAAGACCAGCGGAAGAGAUUUUAGGCAUGCUUUCUGAGGCAGUUUCUUUUUAUUGUGCUGAAUUUCCAGUUCUCGAGCCAAUUUCAUAUUAUUUAAACAUUAUUGUGGAGAUAGCUCAAGACCGCUUCUCGAGGAUUGUCAAGAAUGAUAGCCUGGCGGACAUUUACGAUGAGAAGUAUGCCGAAACAAUCUUUAAGCUCUUCCUUGUCAAUUUGUACAACAACAAUGGGGAUGCUAGCAUUCCCAUCUUUUCCAGAGAGGCUGAAAAGCUGUUGAGUAAGGAACAGAAGAAGGAAUUGAGCGAGAAAGUCAUUGAGUAUGUCAAAUCUGGCCUCGAUCCCACCAAUGAGCAGAGAAUAGUUGUCGAUAAUAUCCGUCCAUACUUCCUGAAUCUUGCACAAAAUAUCUUAAGCCUUAGCAAUCACCUCAUUUCAGCCUUAAAUGAAAAAGAUGACGAGAAGGUUGACUAUUACUUUGAUUUGCUGAUGGAGGAAUUCAAAAUGUUCCAUGUUUACAACUACGGAAAUUAA